Messenger RNA from Dentiscutata heterogama, 203 nucleotides. NCBI's taxonomy places the organism in Eukaryota, Fungi, Glomeromycota, Glomeromycetes, Diversisporales, Gigasporaceae. The record is from the annotation of a GenBank genome assembly.
AUGAUCUUCAAAGUCAACUCACAGAAUUAGAUUCAAAAUUACAACUACAACUCUCAAUUAAGGAUUACAAAGAAAUUGAAAUUACACUUGAUUGCAUUAGCACUUACUUCAACUUCACAUAUAUACCCAACUACAUCUAUGACUUACUAGACUUACUAUCCCCAGACUGGGAUAUUGUUAACAACUAUGUACCUAAUACAUGA